UGCCGGGUAGUGGAGGUCAGGCAUGCUCUUGAAACACCCACUGCGAAAUGCCGUGGAAGUGCCAAAAGGAGAGUGAUUAGCGUUAAUUCACAGAGAGACCUUUCCCGAACUACUUUCUCUUAAAUGCCAUUUCUGCCGAGCGGAGGAGUCGCCAGUUUAGAAGAAACGAGACGAAAACCGCCGAGGAGGCGCGCAGAAGCACGGCCCGUCCGUUUUGUCCUACAAAGGCGCCGAGACUUUGACAGCGGCAGCACUGCAACUGCGCAGGCCUGACAUUAGAUAAACUGCUGGAGGACGGCAUCCACACGACUAGAUGAAAGAGUAAAGGCUCCAGUUUGUGGAUAAAGAAGCGAGCUCCAACAUGAGGAAGGACGUGAGGAUAUUACUAGUGGGGGAACCCAAGGUGGGGAAGACGUCGCUGAUCAUGUCUCUGGUCAGCGAGGAGUUUCCUGAUGAGGUUCCCCUGCGGGCUGAGGAGAUCACGAUCCCAGCAGACGUCACCCCUGAGAGGGUCCCAACACACAUCGUGGACUACUCAGAGGCAGAGCAGUCAGACGAGCAGCUGUAUCAAGAAAUAUCAAAGGCAAAUGUCAUCUGCAUAGUGUACUCGGUCAACAACAAGAAAUCCAUUGAGAAGGUGACAAGCCAUUGGAUUCCCCUCAUAAAUGACAGGACGGACAAGGACAGCAGGGUGCCUUUGAUCCUGGUGGGGAACAAGUCAGACUUGGUGGAACACAGCAGCAUGGAGACAAUCCUGCCCAUCAUGAACCAAUACCAGGACAUCGAGACCUGUGUAGAGUGCUCUGCCAAAAACCUGAAGAACAUCUCCGAGCUUUUCUACUAUGCCCAAAAGGCGGUUCUCCAUCCUACAGGACCCCUCUACUGCCCAGAGGAGAAGGAGAUGAAGUCCUCCUGCAUCAAGGCUUUAACUAGAAUCUUUAAAGUGUCUGACCUGGAUAAUGAUGGCAUCCUCAACGACAAUGAACUCAAUUUCUUCCAGAGAACGUGUUUUAAUACACCACUGGCGCCUCAGGCCUUAGAGGAUGUGAAGAAUGUGGUCAGGAGGAACAUGACAGAUGGAGUCAAGGACAACGGACUCACACUCAAAGGCUUCCUGUUCCUGCACACCCUCUUCAUCCAGAGGGGCCGACACGAGACCACCUGGACUGUGUUGAGGAGGUUUGGGUACGACGACGACCUGGAGCUCACACAGGAAUACCUGUUUCCCCUGAUAAAGAUCCCUCCAGACUGCACCACAGAGCUCAACCACAACGCUUACCUCUUCCUGCAGAGUGUCUUCGACAAACACGACAAAGACAGGGACUGUGCGCUGUCACCAGAGGAGGUGAAGGACCUGUUCAAGGUCUUUCCCUACAUGCCCUGGGGCCCAGAUGUCAACAACACAGUGUGCACCAAUGAUCAGGGCUGGAUCACAUACCAGGGAUACCUCUCCCAGUGGACGUUAACAACAUACCUAGACGUACAGCGUAGUUUGGAGUACCUCGGUUACCUGGGCUACUCUAUCAUCUAUGAGCAGGAGUCCCAAGCAGCUGCCAUCACAGUGACACGCAACAAGCGCAUCGACCUGCAGAAGAAACAGACCCAGCGCAGCGUCUUCCGUUGUAACAUCUUGGGAGCCCGGGGCUCCGGGAAGAGCGGCUUCCUCCAAGCUUUCCUGGGCAGGAACCUGCAGCGACAGAGGAAGAUCAGAGAAGACCACAAGUCUUUCUACGCCAUCAGCACAACCUACGUGUACGGGCAGGAGAAAUACCUUCUGCUCCAUGAGGUGAUGCCAGAUUUCGACUUCCUGUCUGAGGCGGACCUGGCAUGUGACGUGGUCUGCCUGGUGUACGACGUCAACAACCCCAGCUCUUUUGAAUACUGCGCCCGGGUCUACAAGCAAUACUUCAUCGACAGCAAGACGCCGUGCAUGCUGAUAGCUGCCAAGUCGGACCUGCAUGAAGUGCGGCAGCAGUACAGCCUCUCGCCACUGGAGUUCUGCCGCAAGCACAAGUUCCACCCGCCCCAGCCCUUCACCUGCAACACAACUGACGCACCCAACAAGGACAUCUACACCAGACUCACCACUAUGGCCAUGUACCCCCACACCCGUCUCCGCUGCAUGUGUGCCUGCAACAGGUGCACCUAUUGCCUGUGUCAGAAAAUCCUCAAGUUGGAGCUGCUGCGCAGUAUUAAGGCCCAACUCCACAGGGUCGUUUUCAACAGGUGUUCACACAGCUGUUUUUGGCUGCCCCUCUUUCUCUUCCUCUUGCAUGUGUUCACCCUGUGCUGAUCCACCUCUUGUUUCGUCUGCAUGCCUCAUCUGUUUCUAACUCUUCACCCUCCGGCUAAGGAACGCCUCGGUCCUUAGUGAAAUACCACCAUCUGCUGGCAUUGGGGAAUAAGUGUCUCCUCCACACAUCACGAUACAGAAGAUUAGUGCCUGAUCUUUUUCACAACAUGGGGAAAAUUUAUUGAACCUCUGUGCAGGGAUUGAAUGGCUGUUAAUGGUGGAUAUUGUGCUUGGGGUGUAGUGUGUUAUGUGAUUGCUGGUUUUGAUCUAUUACAGUGUAUUGAGCCGUGAUUAUUAGGCCAGCAGCGGCCUGAUAGACAGCAGGGGUUCAGGAUGGAUGUGUAUUCAUGGACCCAGGCAGACCUAGAUAGCGUUGUGUCUAAUAUUAACUCUUUUGGUGAGUUGUUGGGAGUUUCUGAUACCAUUAACAGCAUGUCACUAAACGAGUUAGCCCUGGCUUAGGCACUGGAAGGGGCCAACACACCACAUUGACUUCUGAGUCUGUUUUCCCCAAUGUGGGUUUAGCUAUUUAUGUUACGCAAAUUUAUGUUUGGGCAUCAAUCUGACAUGCUUAUCCAGAUCAGCUUGUGAGAUUUUUUUUUUUUUUUUUUUGAAGAAAGCCACUGGCAAGAAAUGUAGAUUAAGAGUCUCUUUUGACUCAUUUUGGUUUACACUUUGAUUUGAAUUUCCUUGUAGCUCACAUCCAAAAAUCUUCAUUAAUGGGCAAUCUUGGUUCCUCACCCUGUUUUACUAAAGCUAAACAGACUGCGCAGACCUACAGUUUUAAGACCUUUAAUCCAAAAGCCAGUUUAUGGUAACAGUGCUGUGGCUUGUAAAUUACUGAUGUGAAACAAGCUCUGUCAAAUACACAAGGAUGUGACAAACAACACAGAAAGACGGCAAAAAAAAAUAGACAAACAACUGGAGACAGAUUGGAGUUGUAUGUCCAAAGAAACUCGAAACCCAAGGGGGGAAAAGGCAACUUUGAAAAUAGUCUUUACCUGGUCACCAUGGCAACUGCUACACCAUCUGACCAGCCUUCACAUUUGGCUGCCAUGGAGUUGGUAUAGUCUACAUAUGUGGUGUGUAUGACCUUUCACUGUGUGUCGUGUGCAUUGUUGUUUGACCAGGUGUGGUUACUGUCGUGGUUUGAGUUUGUGCCAUUCGACUCUGGGUGAAGGCUGAAGUUUCCUACUCUGUGUGUGGGUGUGUGUGUGGUUAUGUGUGGGUGUGUAAGGCUGCUGGGUUGGGUGGAGGGUGUGGGGUCUCAUCUGCUGGCUGAGGAGGAAAGCAGCCUGAUGCAGCAGGUUACAGCCGUCUCCAACGUGGAAGAGUCCAUCUAUAUGGAGGCCUCUGCUGAACAGCUGAUGGCCUCAGACAGGUAAAAGCAGAAACAGCGUCUGCAGGGGGAAAGGUGUGUGUAAGCGUGCACGUUUGUAUGCGGAUGGGCCAGUGAGCAUGGCUGUUUACGACACAGUGACGCAGUGUUUGCUGCUUUUGGGAAAGUACAACGUCACAGCUCAAAAUCGUGUUGUUUUCCAGUCUGUACCUACUUCAUUCGUUUUGGAGCCGGACACUCCUAAUGAGGCUCCCAUUCUUGCAUCAUGAAAGGAUGUAAACUUAGAGGACAUAUUACACUCGCAUACAGCAGCAAAUAUGAAUGUAUGGUUAUGAAUCCGAACAACCACUUUGAAACUCAUUUAACAUCCAAGGAAACUGACUUACCAUCAUAAAACUCUGUGAAAAGUUGAAACUAAAUCAUUUUUCACACUGAUUGGCCAAAUGUGGGUGUGGGGGUGGGCAUGAUUAACUUUUGGUGAAAAUUUGGAACUGGCAUAUUUUUACAAUUGCAUAGUGUUUGGGAUGAUAUGUGCUCUGCCGAGUGUUUUAUAGUAUUUUCUUGUUUUUUUGUUUUUCAUUGUUUUUUCGCCUCCCUUCCCUGAGGACCAAAGGAUGGCUGUGCCCGUCCACUAAACUUCAAGGCAACAUAUCUUGUGUUGGCAGGUUACCAUGAAAUUUGAUGAGAACUCUCAUGUUCCCCAGAGGAGGAAGCCUGCCACCUAUGAUGACCUUAUGACCUUUUCCUGUAGCGCCACCCUCGGGCCAAAAUGUAAAAUGUAUUCCCCAACAUGCAUCAAGCCAACUGGGCACUUGUGGUUUAGGGUUGUGGAGACAGACUCAUUGUUGUCCCUGUGUUUAAGGAUGGCUAGAUGGAGUUACUGUUGUAGGUCAGUUUGUCUUUCCAGAGAAGGGGACAGGGUUGACCUGUGUUGGAGGAAGAGGUGUUUCAGAUUUUUCUGCUGAUCUUACCACAGUACUCAUCUAAUGUGUGUUGUAGACCCUAAAGAAGACCAACUGGGCUCAGCUUACAUGCUGGGUCGCUGGUUCAGUCUGUACGUCUGCCUGUGCAUGUUGAUUCGUUGUAAAAGUGUUGGAAGUAUUUAAUUUUCCAGGCACAAGUGGCCUUUCAAACUGUCAGCUUGGUGUCAAGAGCUAGAGACAAUUUUCACUCUUUUUUUCUCCUUUGCUUUCUCCUUCAUUGGCAUUUUCACAAUCUUUACUUCAUCACUGUUCCCUGCUGUUUCUGCUUCUGACAAACGCAGCUGGAUUUGUACUAGGUUUGCAUGAGACUGCAGGAAACAUUUUGAACAAGAAGCGCAGGUGCAGUUUGAAAUGUUUCCUCUAAUUUCAUGCCUCACGUUGCUUCUUAGAACGGCCCCCGUGCUGCUUCUCCUAGUUUCAUCACCUUUUCUUCUCCUCACCCAACUGCUCUAUUGCUUUCCUGUCCUUUGACCCUGUUCCCUAAGCCAAAUGACAAAAGAAAUCCUGCGUUCCUGGCCCCUGCUGGUAUCACAACUCAAUACUGCUGCGAUGCCGGAGCAGCAGGGCAUCACAGUCUGGGGGAAAAUCAAUCAAUCAAUCAAGUUUGUUUGUCUCAUCUAAUCAUGAGAUACAACCACAGAGAAAUGUAAUUGUGUCAGUUCACUUCAUUUAUGCAUUAAAGGAAUACGUUUUGGAUAAAAUAUCCUUUUUCCAACUUAACCAGACUGAGACAAGAUGUUUGAUACCAUUUUCACCUCUGCACAUUCAGUGGUUCGGUUUCUAUGAGUA
Myripristis murdjan (pinecone soldierfish) is the source of this 5404-nucleotide messenger RNA. RefSeq names its product ras homolog family member T1a (gene rhot1a). Bases 362 to 2293 code for a protein of 643 amino acids. Gene Ontology annotation, cellular component: mitochondrial outer membrane. The record is from RefSeq and is a predicted model, not a curated record. The transcript has 20 exons. Lineage: Eukaryota; Metazoa; Chordata; Actinopteri; Holocentriformes; Holocentridae. Gene Ontology annotation, biological process: mitochondrion organization. Gene Ontology annotation, molecular function: calcium ion binding; GTP binding; GTPase activity.